Molecule: messenger RNA, 2272 nt
Organism: Lytechinus variegatus (green sea urchin)
Lineage: Eukaryota; Metazoa; Echinodermata; Echinoidea; Temnopleuroida; Toxopneustidae
Exons: 8
Coding region: 221-1180 (319 amino acids)
Source: RefSeq, a predicted model, not a curated record
UCCGAGGGGAAAGCGGGGGAUGGGAACCCACUUCAUGGUGAUAUGAAGUAAACAUUCUCCCUUAUCAUUCACCGUGUCUAUAGAGUCCUGACGCCGCCACUGCCCAGACUAGCAAGUACCUAGGAAGAUUCAUUGUAAAACUUUAUCAACAGGUGGAUGCGCCAAAAUCUUUGCUAUCCUUGUGUUCGUCUAGUAAGGUUCGUCUCGAAGGUUGGUCAUCAUGGCGCAGGAUAAGAGCCUUUUAACUGUGAUUCUGGUCUGCUGUUUGCUUGUCGUGAGCAUCGCCGCGUUGGUUCUCGGGAUCGUCAGCCUAAACUCUCAAAGAGGAGGAAGGAGUAGCACCACGACCGAUACCCAACAGCCGAUAAACAUCUACACUCAGUCAGCACCAUCAGCAUCAAGUAGCAAUGAAGAUAAAGUCUGGUUAUUUGCCAUCGGCCACUACGAUAACAUUCUGGAAUAUUUGGAUCAAAGUACGUACACUAUCAAGGGAUUCGGACCAGACAUAAUAGAUGGAGUUUGUGCGAUAGCAAACAAAAAUUGUGAAUUGGUUUAUGAUAUCUACGAGAAUUGUUGGGAUAGCCAAGCUGGUGAGCGCCCCAGGGGAGGCAAGGGACUCAUGGGUGGAUGGUACGACGGGUGUACAGGAUGGAUCCAAACCUUGAAUCGUCGCCUGACGUAUUCCUUCACAAAUCCAUACAAGAAAGGGAAUACUGUCGCCCUCUACGCCAAGAAUGACAGCACAGUGACGUAUAAUGAUUUGACCAAUCGGAAAGUAGGAUUUUUAGAUGGCUGGAAUGCGGAUGAAUUUUGCCUCGCUCGCUACAGAAAUAUCGCGGGUUCAACGCUUGGCCCAAACCAGAUAGUUCAUUACCAAUCAGCCGAACGAUUGAUAGACGCCAUCUUGAACGGAGAUAUUGACGUUGCGUUCGGGUCAGCCAUUGCUCAGUUCGAAACCACGUUGAAACGCAUAUCACCUACUGGUUUUGACAACAACUGUUUAUUCGGUGAUGCCUCGAUCAUGACUCGUCAUACUAACCGCAAACUGGUGGAUUGGUGGAACGACGCAUUCAAGCGGCUGGUCGAUAGAGGGGGCUACAAGGAAAUCUGUGAAUCGCUUCACGAGAAUCACGGUCAUAUCCCUGGUCAAAACUACACAGAGCUCUGUUUGGGGUACUAACAAGCUGUACGGUAAUUGGUGUACUCCCUCUCACGUGACCCGGGCUCUUUCGGAAAUGAUUAUCGAUAUACAGUACAUCAAGCAACUUCAAUAUUUAGGAUGAUUGACAUAUAUUGAUGAAUCAUCAUUUGGUACAGAAUGAGCCAGAGAGGGGGAUGAAGAGAGCGAGUGAAACAUUUGUUAUAAAAUGUCAUUGAACUGUCUGUAUUGUUCUGAACAUGUACUAUUACUUCGAGUGUAUUUGUUAAUUUUGUUGAAUGGAAAUGAGUCUAAAUCUAAAUUCAAUGUAAAGCUAUAGGGUGUUGGGGAAAGAACGUAAUCAUCAUAAUGCAUUUGUAUACAGCACUACUACUUCUAAUGAUAAUUAUAGUACUAAUAAAUGUGAUAAUGAUAAUGAUGGGAAUAAAAACUGCGUGUUUGUAUAUACGACUUUUUUUCUCAAACAUAUGAUGCAUGAUAAGACGACCGGUAUUCCUUUUUUAUCAGUAAGUCUUGAUUCCAUUAAUGUAUUCUAUUAUGCUUAGUUUCCACUGGUUAAUCACUAUAUAUAAGUACAUUCCGUUUAGAUACGAUAUAUUGAUAUAGGACACUGAUUCCUGCCCAACCUACUAUACCCCCCCCCCACAAACAUACACACACGCGCGCACUCACGCACCGCUUACCGCACUGAAACUACCUAGACCAACCCACAAACCCUAGCAUCUUGAACCGUAUACUAUAUAGUCAUUUAUGUCGUAAAUGGAAAUAUAACACUGAUUUCCACCCACCCCCACACAUAAACACCACCCUACACACACACACCCACACACUACUUCCAUGUCUCACACAGAACAGCUAUGAAGAAUGUUACGUAUACCCACACCACCCUGCAGCUGCACACACACCUUGACACCUAAAACAUACCGUCUUCAUUCCCGUACUGAUCGAGGCCUGUCCCCUAACACAUCCCCGUUGGGCACAUACACAUGCAUACCUGAAUAUUUUUCAUCCUCGAUAAUAAUUCGUGCUCCCUUUCUCGCGUUCAGCUACAAGUUUUGAUCGUGGUAGGGACCCAUUUUAUAGUUAUAGAAUACUACUACUACUACUACUACU